UGACGAGCUUGGCCUCGUACCCGUCCUCGCGACGGUUUUCAUUCUCUCCUCACAGUCUCCUCUGUAAAAUUCUACGCGUCAUGGUGGAAGGGUCUGCCCCCAUAAUCAAGCGAGCCGCGAGAACUUACGGGAAACCGCGAAAGAUCUCAUUCGAUGACACCUCCUUCGACGACGCAAAUACAAGCCUCGACACACACGAUGACGCCGAAACAUCCCAGACAUUCAGUACUGGCGAUGAGCUACCACCUAACUCUGACGCAUUCGACGCGCCGAACACGUCGUUUUCCCCCGGACACGCGUUGGACGAUGAUGACGACGGACUCGCAGUAUAUGAAUACGACUGGCAGAAGAAACUGAGGGAGAUGCGCCAGCAAGAUGACGACGAGGAAGAUAACAAUGAUUCAGCCCCAACAGCAACUAAAGUGGCCACGACGCAAGGCGAUGUCCCAGAAGCCCAACCGACCCGUCCCGCAUCCCCCGCCGACACACACCGUGACAUGUCAAGCAGGUUCGGUGGCUCACUAUCCUCUUUGACAAACUCUUCCCAGCCCUCUGCUACGCAUCUCGAUAGAGACCCCUUUCGCAUCGACUCCAGUCCUCCACCGGAAGACCAGUCGGAUCACGACCGUCAUCGUCCAUCUACACCCCAGACAUCUCCCCGACAUCCUUUCGGCACACCGCUAUUGGGUUCAUCUUCUACUCCUCCCACGUCUAUCGAGAUGCCACCGGUAAAAGCAAAGGGUAAGGCACGCGCGACCGAGCUGUUGCAGCUGAACGGCGACGACGAGCUCGUGGGAAGCUCAAAGCCUUCAAAGAGGCCAGGUGCCAGUGGCAGGGGCAAGAAGAAAGACACAGGACGCGUCAAGGCACCGACCAAGAAGGAGCGCAUUGAAACCCAAAAGGCGACAGCGCGGAUACUGGCCGACCAGCCCACAUCAAUAGCGCGCGUUCAGGCCAAGGCGCUCACGCUCACCGCGCUCUUGGAGCGCGUCAGCGUCCCAGUGCCACCACGAGCUAAGACGCCUCAAAUCCCCACGUCCGAUCCUAUCCAAUCCUCCUCUCCUGCCGUGGAACCCUUAGCCCCCAGUCCCGAAGCUGCCGAAUCGUCCAAGAAAGCCUCGAAGGCCGUCACCUUCGUUGGGAACGGCCUACUUGGCACGGCCGAGUCCGAAUCCGACGAUGAAGACCUCCCAGACGCGCUCAUGUUGGUCAAGCGGGCCAAUGAGGCAGAGCAGGCCAGCAAAGUGCAGAAGCAGCUGCUCGAGAUCAAGCAGCGCGCCCUCGCACGGCAACAGCAAUCCAGGGCUGCGCCAGACGGUGACGACAGCGACCUCGAGAUCGUGGACAACCCGGAGAGCGUCCUCCGAGACGAGGGCCAGGCUCGCCGCGUCAUGCAGGCCCGCGGCGCCCGUCCAUCCAAGGGCAGGGCGAACCAGCUCGCAUUCGUCAGCCCCAAUGCACGGAGGAAGAGUGCUGUGCAUAUUCCUACGGAUGAGUCGCAGGCUCGGCACCUGCUGCAAGUCAAUGCUGCCUCCGCUUUUGAUCCAGUACCAGCCAAGGAGGCUAAGGAGGCGAAGUUGACUCACAGGGAGCUGAAUCUGCUGAUGCUUCAGCAAGCGGCCAAGCAGGCGCAGCAGCUCGACAGGGAGAAACAGGAGGACUGGAAGCGGCGUGGAGGGAGGCUGAAGACGCAGCCUGAGAUGACUGCCACUGCGAAGCGUCCGGCAGAGAUCUUUCAGGACAUCUUGCAGAAACGACGGGCGGCCUCGGAAGUUGCAGGGGGAGAGGACGAGGACGAGAGCGACGAGGAGUGGCGGCCUGAAGAUAACGCGAAUGAGGCUGAAGGCUCUGGACAGGGAGACGGGCAGGGCUCUGACAAGGAAGAAAGGCAACAGAGCACGGCGCCUAUGGAUGUCGACGACCAGGCAGACGACGAGGGGGAGGACGAUAAUCCCUUCCUCGUUCCCCGCUUCCGCAGGCCCGGCGGUCGUGCUCGCACUCUCGUUGCGACCCAGUCAGACGACGAGGAUGAUGCCGAGAACCGUCCCCCACUCCCGUCAGCCCUUGGACGUGUCCUCGUCCGCGACUCGUCCGUCCCGCUUGAAGUUGGCACUCUGACCCCGACCGAGAUCGACUCCGAGAUCCCCACGCUCGCUCACCGCAACUCGGUCUCCUCCAUUGGAGACAACACGGACGGCAGCCGCACAGAGGAUGGCACAGACAAGGAGAAUGACGUGCAGCUGAGCUUCGAUCGCGGGGAAGACAAGGAGAACACCAAGGUCCACUCUCCCAUCGCUGCGAUGUCGAUGCGCCUCGGGCGCAGCUUCAGCACGCUGUUCGCCGACGAUCUGCAAUCGUCACCAUCCGGUCCUUCGAGCCGGAUCGGUCCUGACGGCGUCCGGUCACCGUUGAAGGAGCUGCCAAAGGACGACGACGACGAUCCCUUCGCCUUCACCCCCGGGCCGCCUCUCCGUCUUGGGGGAAUGGGCGGUAUGUCAAGUCUGGAGGCGUCGCCUAUGGACUUUGGUGGUGGGGGCAACUUGCAGCCCGCUUUCUCACUGAAGGGCAAGGAGCGCGCCCGCGAUGCCAGCCCUCUGGGCGAGCCCCUUAACCUUGAUGGCGGGCUCGGUGGAGGUGGCUUCUCGCAGUUCGUCACCCAGGCAGGCGGCGCACGUGGUUUCGAACAGCUGAAGCGGAUGGACGAUGACAUCGACUUGACGCCUGAACCCGGACUUCAGGCCGUCGUCGACGUCAGCAAUACCUUCCGGAAGAAGGCGGACGAGAUCUUCGAGAAGGAGCAGGCGGCCUUGGCAGAGCAAGGGCUAGCUGCGGCGAACAAGGAGGCAUCUCCCGAGAUGUUCGUGGAUGCGAAUGGCUUCCUCACACAGACGCGUCCGACCGUCGACGAUAGCCCUCUGCGCCUGACAACCCAGUUCACGCCUCGACUGCGCUUCUCUACGGCCUCUUCGCCUGGGAGCGUGCUCAUGUCAUCGGGCCUGAGGCAGCCACUAGCACCUCUCCUGACCCAGGACCCCGAUGAAUCGGACCUACCUACCCGGAGGCGACUGCGCAAGCGCGACAACUCCGUCUCUCCAGAGCGUAUCCUGGCUGCGGCCCCGAAGAGGAACGUAUAUGACGUCCUCGGUAAACGCUCGUCUCCAAAGGGGAAGGGCAAAGGGAAGAUCCCUGUCCGGUCAGAGUUCAUCGAGGGCGAGGCGGAGGAGUCUGACGACGAGCGAACGUUUGGGUUCGGGGGUACCGUGAAGAAGCCUGACGACGAGGAAGAGGACGAUGGAGAGGAUCAGGACCAACCUCUGCCCGAUCUGGUGGACGACAAGGAGAUGGACCGGGAUACCCUUGCGGAGGACGCUGUCCGAGAGAAGGAUCGCGAGCUCCGGGAGAUCGACGAUAAGAAUCUCGAGAAGCUCCAUAUGGACGCGGCCACAGGUAAAUUACGAGUCAAACGGAGAGAUCGCGGUAUCGGUUUUGAAGACAGUGACUCCGAGGAGGAGGGGGAGAGGCGGCCGAGACCUAAGAAGGCGCGCAAGGACAACGAUAACAUCGCAGCACUAGCCAAGAGGCCGGAAACGCAGGCGUUCGCGAACGAGUAUCGCGCGAAUAUGUACGACGAUGAGAAUGAGUUCGAGCACCUGAACAAGGAUGCGAUGGAGUUGGACCUGGAGCAGCCACAGCAGGUGGAGGAAGAGCCCGAGAUUGUAGAUGCGGCUCAAGUGCGUGAGCAGCUGAGAAAGGUCGCACGGGAGCGUCAGAUCGAGGACGCAAGGGUGUUCGACCCCGAAGACACCUCUUGGAUCGAGACUGCCGUCGGGAGCGAUGAUGAGAUGGAGGAAGAGCCUCGUGUGAGAGAAGUCUCAAACGAGGCAGUCCCCGCGCGCCGUCCGAAUGCGGAAGAGCCCAUGCAGAGCAUGAGCUUCGGCAUUGACGAGGCCAACCGCGCACGGAUGGCCAAAUGGGCCAAGUCCGAGACGUCUUCACGCACCGCCGCGGUUGUUGGCCGCAACACAGGCGGAUCGGCCGCGGUGACAGGGCACGGCAAGUCGAAGAUGGGCGCUGGGUCGUUCAAGGCGCCCAGGGCCGCGGCGUCAUCGUCUGUCACUGUCAAGUCAUCCAAGAUUAGCAGAGGGCCCAGUGUGCUGUCCGCGGUGUCAAGGCGGGACAAGUUCGCGAGCUAGAUGUACUGUAGGUGUUGUCGGAGUACGGGACGAUAUCGACGUCGCGCUACAUCGCUAUCUAUCUGCCCUAGGCUUAUGCAUACCCAUGUCGAUAUGUACGCUUCUUGUAUGAGGUUUGUAUAAUAACACACAUGUAGCUUGCCG
Messenger RNA from Dichomitus squalens LYAD-421 SS1, 4337 nucleotides. RefSeq lists its product as uncharacterized. The transcript has 9 exons. The coding region runs from base 81 to 4193 and encodes 1370 amino acids. The record is from RefSeq and is a predicted model, not a curated record. NCBI's taxonomy places the organism in Eukaryota, Fungi, Basidiomycota, Agaricomycetes, Polyporales, Polyporaceae.